This is a messenger RNA of Hemibagrus wyckioides, 3596 nucleotides long. RefSeq names its product lysine (K)-specific demethylase 7Aa (gene kdm7aa). NCBI's taxonomy places the organism in Eukaryota, Metazoa, Chordata, Actinopteri, Siluriformes, Bagridae. The transcript is spliced from 18 exons. Gene Ontology annotation, biological process: regulation of transcription by RNA polymerase II; protein demethylation. Gene Ontology annotation, molecular function: histone demethylase activity; transcription coregulator activity. The record is from RefSeq and is a predicted model, not a curated record. The coding region runs from base 742 to 3219 and encodes 825 amino acids.
CUAGAUAAUUAGUGAAAAAAACACUAAACACAGUCUCUCUCUCUCUCUCUCACACACACACACACAGCUCUAUAUAAUGAUUCGGUGGAUAGACAGAUUUGUGUAUUGAGUAGCUGAUUGUUAAUAGAUGGGUAGAUAGAGCUGGACAGACAGAGAGAUGUAUAAGGGGACAUACUGAUAAAGUGAUGGAUGGAAUAAUUGAUACAUAAUAGAUGGAUGGGUUGAGAGGCAGGUAAACAGGCAGACUGAUCGAGUCUGUGAUGGAUGGAUGGAUGGAUGGAUGGAUGGAUAGAUAGAUAGAUGGAUAGAUGGAUGGAUGACCUGAUUAUGUAGAGACAGAUGGAUAAUUGAAAACUGAUAGAAAGAUGACAGUGUGAACAGGUAGAUGUACAGAUCUAUAUAAAACUGAUCCAUAACAGAUGGUUGGAGAGAGAGAUGAGUAGAUGGAGAGAUAUAGGGAUAAACAGACAGAGACAGACAAGUACAUAGAAGGAUGGAAAGAUAGAUGUAUAGACUGACAGGUAGAUAAGACAUGCACUAAGGCAGAUAAACAGAUUCACAUGUGAGGUGAUGGAGGGACUAAAAAAAGGAUGACAAAUUAGUCAGACAGACAGGUUUGUGGGCAGACUGAUGGAUGGAUGGCAGACAGGCAGGGAGGGAAGGAGAUGGACUGAUUGAUGGUGAGACAGACAGACAGAAAUACAGAUGGAUGGAGAGAGAGACACAUAGACUGAUAGACAGAUGACAAGUAGUCAGACAGAAAGAUUGAUGGAUGAACUGGAAGACAGAUGGAUAGGUAGAGAGACAGAUAAAUGGUUGGACAUACUGACAGAUGGAUGGAGAGACAGCAAGACAGACAGAUGGAGAGACUGUAGACAGAUGGAUGGAGAGACAGAAAGACAGACGGAUGGAUGGAGAAACAGAAAGACGGAUGGAGAGAGAGAAAGACCGACAAAUGGAAAGACAGAAGGACAGAUGGAUGGUGUAACAGAAAGACAGUCAGUGUUUCAGUGUUCAGGCUGUGUGCAGGUGGAGGAGCAUCAUGCUGCUGAUAUCGACGUCUAUCACUGUCCUAACUGUCAUCCCAUCCACGGACCCUCCCUCAUGAAGAAGAGGAAUAAUUGGCACAGACAUGAUUACACAGAGGAGGAUGAUGGGAGGCGGCCAGUUCAGGCUGGAACAGCAGUGUUUAUACAGCAGCUGCAGGCCAGGAGCUUCCCCAGUGCUGAAGAGAUCGUGGUGCGGAUGCAGGGGAGUCAUGUGACGCGGCAUUACCUGGAGACCGAGGGGUUCUAUUACCCCAUCAUUGUGCAGGACAAGGAGGGUCUGGGGCUCAGACUGCCCCCGGCGUCCUUCUCCGUCAGAGACGUCCAGCACUACGUCGGAGGAGAUAAAGUGAUCGACGUGAUCGACGUGGCCAGGCAAGCGGACAGCAAGAUGAAGCUGAGGGAGUUUGUGAAGUAUUAUUACCAACCUGAACGUCCCAAAGUGCUCAACCUCAUCAGCCUGGAGUUCUCUGAUACCAGGAUGGCUGAGCUGGUGAAAGUACCAGAUAUCGCUCGUGAGAUGUCGUGGGUGGAGAAGUACUGGCCGGACGACUCCAUCUUCCCCAAGCCGUUUGUGCAGAAGUACUGCCUGAUGGGGGUGAAGAACAGCUACACCGACUUCCACAUCGACUUUGGAGGAACCUCCGUGUGGUACCACGUCCUCUGGGGAGAGAAGAUCUUCUACCUGAUCGAGCCGACCGAGACCAACCUUGCGCUGUACGAGUCGUGGAGCUCGUCGGCCAAUCAGAGCGAAGUAUUCUUCGGAGAGAAAGUGGAGAAGUGCUACAAGUGUGUAGUGAAGCAGGGCACCACUGUACUGCUCCCUACAGGUUGGAUCCACGCAGUUCUCACUUCUCAAGACUGCAUGGCCUUUGGGGGAAACUUCUUACACAACCUGAACAUCGGAAUGCAGCUCAUGUGUUAUGAGAUGGAGCGGAGACUAAAGACUCCUGAUCUGUUUAAGUUUCCGUAUUUUGAGGCCAUUAGCUGGUACGUGGCCAAGAACCUGCUGAAGACGCUGAGAGAGCUGCGAGAGGAGAAGCGUCAGCCUCAGGAGUAUCUGGUAGAAGGAGUGAAAGCUUUAAUCUCUGCCCUGAAGACCUGGCUGAGGAGGGAGUUAAUGGCAACAAACAGCGAGAUUCCGGACCACAUCCGGCCGAGCCUCCUGAUCAAGGAUCUGAGCAGGGAGAUCCGUCACCUGGAGGUGCAGGAGGAGGAUCCGAGUAAAUCUCAGGGAAACCUAGACAGCACAUCCGCUCGCUCCUCACUCGAGAGACGACACCAUGCGCAACGGGUUGCUCGGCGACUCAGACCCCAUCACCACCAUCAUCAUCAUCAUCAUCUUCAACACCAGCAUCAACAUCAACAUGAGCCCAGACUCCGGUCUAACCUGGACAUCCUGGAGCUGCACACUCGGGAAGUACUGAAGAGGCUGGAGGUCGGCCCUCUGGAGGAAGACUCUGACAUGAGCUCCAAGGUCAACAGGAAGUUUAAGAAGGUUGUCCAGCCCUCUGCUGUACCAGUCGACGGUAACCAUGACAACGCUCUGCGGCUGGUGCUGUGUAACGGCAGGAUUGUGUGUGAGAGGCUGCGUCUUGGGAACAUAGCUCUGAAAGCCGAGAAAGACGAGACAUCGCCAUGCCAACAGCAUCACGUUAGACCAGAAAAGCCAUCGUCAUGCCAACAAGAGAAAGUGAAAGUGGAGGCGGGUCAGAUCACUCGUCAUGAACUCAGGAUAAAGCUGACGAACCUCUCAGGGUUGAAGAAGGAAGAGGAGGAUGAGGAUGAGGAGGAAGAGGAGAAGGACAGUUCAGAAUCAGGGAGCUCUGAGGAUGAAGAGGAGUGUGAGAUACCUAAGAUGAGAAACUCAGGGAGUCAACAUCACAAACCACUCAAAAGGGAGCAUCCUUCCUCCCCCAGCAGAGUGUCAGAGGGGGGCGCUGUGACUCAGGAGACGUGGUGCAGUAGCAGUAAGAGUGCAGUAGAGGAAUGUUUCUACACUGACCGGUCACUCUCUCCUGCACUCCAUCCAUCCAAACGACACACACACAACUCCAGCCCCAUCAGCAACCAGGCCACUAAAGGAAAACGUCCGAAGAAAGGCAACGCAACGUCCAAGCAGAGGCUGAGCAAGCUGAUGAAGAUGAGCACACACACUCGUCUGCUGUUAUAACACAACAGCAACACACACUUCUCACUACCUAACACACACACACGUACCUUGCAUGUUUAAGCUUCAAGGUAUGUAGGAAUGGCACUAGCACGCUGAAGAUAGCACACAUGCUCGGGGAAAUUAAGUGAUGAGUUUAAUAAAUCAGUACAUUUUAAAAAUGUAUUUAAAAAAGAGAAAGAAAAAAGAAAGAAUGAAAAGUAGCGCAGGGAAAUUUGUGACGGAAUCAGCCAAAUGUUUCAGGAAGUGGUGUUUUUUUUUUUUAAAUUAUUUAAUUUCUGUGAGUAGAGAGUGUCCAUACCGCUAACACACACACACUUUUAAUCAUCGUCAUGUUUUAUUACAACAUUAAUACCUUUAUACCUGAGGUUUUUUUUUUA